AUGUUUUGCUGUCUAAGCACAAGAGGCCUCAAGGAGCGAGAAUCUGACGGUGAGCCGCCUGUUGCUGCUGCAAACGCCAAGGCUCCACCGCCGGCUUCAUAUGGGUCUGAGGAAAAGACGCGAAAUAGCAGCGGCGACGGCAUGGUAAACGACGGAAAUAUGGUUGUUCUGGCAGGAGCUGGUGCUGGUGCUGCUGUGGCUGGGGGGGUUGCUACUGCCUCCGUCGUGACGGCGAGUCGUGACCUGAAGAGUAGCGGCGGUGGUACGGGCCUAGGAUGCUGUUGUUGUUGCGGUGGUGGUGGUGGUGGUGGUGGUGGUGGUGGUGGUGGACGUGACGGGGUAAGCACCGCUGUGAUUGUAGCCAUCGUUGUCGCGGUUUUUGUCGUCGUUUGUUUAUUACCAUGUGCGAUCAAUGCGUGUUACGUUCGCACCGCCCCUGCUGGCCCUGUACCGCCGCGGCCGCCAGCUGGAGUUGCCGGGAGGCCGCCGCAGCCACAAACGAACACAAAGGAGAAGGAUGGCAACAUGGAAAUAUUCGAAACACAUGUACAGAUUGCUGAGGAAAUACAAUAUGAUGAAUAUUCGUAUCAGGGUUGCUGUUGUGGUGGUGGUGGUGGUAGCGGCGGUCAUGAUGGCGGCGAUGGUGGUGGAUGCGGUGGUGGAUGUGGUGGAGGGGAUUGA
This is a messenger RNA of Erythranthe guttata (spotted monkey flower), 681 nucleotides long. The record is from RefSeq and is a predicted model, not a curated record. NCBI's taxonomy places the organism in Eukaryota, Viridiplantae, Streptophyta, Magnoliopsida, Lamiales, Phrymaceae.